Dreissena polymorpha is the source of this 2647-nucleotide messenger RNA. Its product is annotated as ubiquitin-conjugating enzyme E2-22 kDa-like. The transcript is spliced from 6 exons. The record is from RefSeq and is a predicted model, not a curated record. Gene Ontology annotation, biological process: proteasome-mediated ubiquitin-dependent protein catabolic process; protein polyubiquitination. Lineage: Eukaryota; Metazoa; Mollusca; Bivalvia; Myida; Dreissenidae. Bases 86 to 688 code for a protein of 200 amino acids. Gene Ontology annotation, cellular component: nucleus. Gene Ontology annotation, molecular function: ubiquitin conjugating enzyme activity; protein binding.
GUUGUUUUACUAUGACGCAUGCGCUGUACUUCAUUUCCGUUCAAUUUCAACAACUUGGAAACUUUUAUCCCAAGUUGGUUGAAAUAUGGCAAAUAUCGCAGAAGCAAGAAUCCGAAGAGAGUUCAAAGAAGUUGUAAAAAGCGAAGAGGUGGCAAAAUGUCACAUUAAAGUGGAACUAGUGAAUGACAACUACACAGAACUUCGUGGUGAGAUUAUUGGUCCACCUGACACAGCCUAUGAUGGAGGAAAGUUUAUUUUAGAAAUUAAGAUACCAGACACAUACCCAUUUAAUCCACCAAAGGUGAAAUUUGCUACAAAGAUAUGGCAUCCCAAUAUCAGCAGUGUGACCGGGGCCAUAUGCUUAGAUAUCCUUAAAGACCAGUGGGCUGCAGCUAUGACGCUAAGAACAGUACUACUCUCCUUGCAAGCCCUCCUGGCCACAGCAGAACCUAAUGAUCCACAGGAUGCCGUCGUAGCAAAACAGUACAAAGAAAACCAGGCUAUAUUCCUACAAACUGCAAGGCAUUGGACUAAUGUAUAUGCAGGAGGGCCCCACAGAGAACAAGUGCUGGAACAAAAAGUAGAACAAGUUAAAAAUAUGGGAUUUGAGGAGCACAGAGCGAGAGUGGCCCUCUCUUCAGCGAACUGGGAUCCAGAGCGCGCCACUGAAUCGCUGCUUAAUUCAUAACCCUGUGAUAGUGAUAGUUUCUUCCAAUUGUUUAUCAGAUAGUAUGGCUUAAAUGCACUCCAUUGUUCCCAAUCAAGCUGGCGUUCCCCCUCAAGUGAGUCAAAUAGAUGGUCUCUUAUUACCCGUGACAAUGUUGCUUUCAACUUUGAAGGGCAGUUUAUGUCAAAUGGCUUUUUAUUUCUUUGAUCAAUAAUGUUAUUUUUGACUGUUAAACGACCUUUUCACCCAUUUUCCUUCUUAUCUACUUUAUAAGAAAACCUAAUGUUAUUAAAAGGAUUUUAAAGUAUUAAUCAUGCUCCCAACAUGAUAAUAAGACUGUAACAUAUUUUUUUUUUUAAUGCUUUAAUUCUGCAUGAAAUGUAUCACUGACCAUUUUGAUGCUCUUUUAUGGAAUGUUAAUGUAUAUUAUUUCUGUCAUAUAAUUAGUUUUUAUUCAUAAAAACUGAAUAAAAGAAUAAUAAAUUUGCUGAUCUUGUACUCUGACAUAAGCAGCACUGUCAAAAAUGUUUUAAUUUAUGCAGUGAAAAUAUUGUAUAAUAUGAACCUUUUGUAUAUUUUUCAUGGGUGAAACCAUAAGGGAUGCAUGUCAUUUUAGGUCCACUUCAUGCCAUGGCGUGUUUCAACUGUUUGUUUUGCUAAAUUUAAAUAUUGUUCACGUUAUUUUAACACCAUGUUCUGUCUUUAUAAGUCAGUAAUCAUUUUGAAAUGGCCAGCCAGCAUAAUGUGUACCUUUCUUAUUAAAGGUUACUUCUUGAAAAUGUUAAAAGAGGUGUAUAACAAACCUGGUUGAUUUUAUUAACAAUAACAAGCUUGUUUGUUAAAAUUACAUGUAAUUAUAUGCAAAAGGAGUUUUCAUUUUUAUGAUAUUUUUUGCCUUAUCUUUAUAUUGGAUUUUGUGUGAUGACUUUGGUCUUGAAAUGGUAGUAAUAUUGUUUUACCAUGGACAUCUGUGCAUGUUCACAAUACUUGGGGCAAUAAUAAGUUUGUUUGAAUUUGAAAUGUUUGUUUUGAAAAGUGUCCCAAGAUAAUAAAGUUAAGUCAUUUAUUAUAAGUAGGUUGAUGUGAUUUGUUGAGACAUGUUUACUGUAUUUACAUGUUCUGCAAAGCUUUUGCGUUAUGCAUUAAGAUGUUCCAGUAAUACAAAUAAAAUAAAUAAGUGUGUACUGACCAUGUUUUGAAUGCAUGUAUUAAAACUGUUUGUAUUUUAUCAUCUCUGUAUGCUGUGUGAUUGAUAAUUCUAUGCUUUGUCAGGCUUCAAACUUACUUCAGCUUUUUUGGGGGAAAUAGGUCAUCAUACAAAUAAUUCUUAGAAGUUAGAUAUUUAAGCCCAUUCAGGUGUUUUGUAUGACGACUUGAAUAAACAUUUCUUUUGACAAGUUCCUAUCCCAACAUGCGAUGCACUUACUGCAAAGAAUGUUUUGUUUCUUGGCAUUUACACGUGUGUAUAAAUGGCUGGAAUGAUUGCUCAAGAUAGAUUUGCGAGUAUCGUAUAUUAAAACCAGGAGAACGCACUAAUGGCGUUUUUUUUGGUCUGAAUAAUUGAGUUGCUGCAUAAAACUCCAGAAAUCAUUGAGCGUUGGAAUAUAGGGCUUAAUGCAGUGGGUCACAUUUUGUCGCGGAUUGGCUGGCAAUGGCUUAUCCAGGACGACGCUAUCUGUCCGCUUUGGGUUUAUGUUGAGAAAAGCUUCAUAUUUAAUACGUCAACACGCCUGGUUGAAGACCGUCACGCCUAGUAUGUCUAGAUUCACAGGUAUAUAUAUAAUACUAUGUAUUAUCUGCAACUAUUUUGUUAAGCAUUUAGGGGAAUUUUUCUUGUUGAUUGUGACUCAUUUUAAUACUACUAGGAAUAAAAUUAUCCACACAUACCAUGAUUACAAUCAUGUUUGAUUUCGUUUUUCGAUUAUUGGUUAUGUAUCUUGAUUACGGUCGUAUUGUAUUAAAUAAAACAUGAAUAUUUAA